AUGGCGAAACCAAAGAUUAUUAUCAGUAGUGAAGAAGAAGACGAAUCAAACACAAAUUUUUCAGAUGAAGAGUCGCCACUAGAAACAGAUUCAAAUGACAAUGAAGACAUAGAUGCUUAUGAUGAGGAGGAGGAUUACCAACCACAACGCAACAAAUCAAGAUCCGCAGCUCAAAGUAGACAAAGAAAGGCAGUUUCUAGAUCCGAGGAUAUUCUGGGAGAAGAGGAAGAGGAUCUUGAUAAAGAAUUGGCAAGUUUGAGUAACGACGAAGAGGAAGAAGAAGAUAUGGACGCCAACUUUGAAAAUGAGCCCUCGGACAUGGACGAUGAUUUGGAACCAAAGGAUGAUAAUGAGUAUGGUGAGCGUGAUGUACCAUUGAAAAGAGGAACUACACAGGGGAAAGGUAAAAAAUCAAUCAAGAUUAAAAUCAAACCACCCACGAGGAAAGACGGAAAAGCCGUGAGUGAUAUCCCAUCCACCACAUUAGGAAGUUCGAGAAACACGCGAAAAAUACAGAUGAACUACUACCAAGACGAUGGAGAUGACUUUUCUGAAGAUUUGUCUGAGAUAGAAACCCCUCCAAAAGGUACCAAAAGAGUAAAAGUAAAAGCAGUACCUGUCCGUAAGCCGCAACAUCCAGAUUUGGACCCUGAACUACUACUUACAGAUGAGGAAGAAGAAUACAUUCCAAGCUCUGUCAAUGAUGUAUCCAAAAUGACAGAAAGGCAAAGAGCACGACUCAAUACUGACGUUUCUGGUGCAAUAGAAGACCCAUAUUUCGAAUUGGAUGCAAGUGGAAAGAAGCCAAAACAUAAGAAGGUUAAAGAGGAGACUGAAGAAGAAAUAGCAUUGAGAAAAGCCGAGAAUGCACGAAAGAGGCAGGAUUAUAAGAAUAAGAUUUUGGAAGAGGAGAAACGAGAUACAUUAAAUAAGCUAUUGAAAAGAAGAGCAACAAAAUCAAGGGAAACCAUAGCUGAGGAUAAAGAAGGAUCGGUUGGAAUUGAUGAAGAUUCAAAGUCAUACUAUAAGGAAAGAAGGGCAACCUUAAAUCACCCUGCUUUGAUACGUUAUGUUAACAAUACAACUUCUUUAAAUGGUAAUUCAGUACUUGCUUAUAAAUAG
This is a messenger RNA of Lodderomyces orthopsilosis Co 90-125, 1122 nucleotides long. RefSeq lists its product as uncharacterized. Bases 1 to 1122 code for a protein of 373 amino acids. The transcript has a single exon. Lineage: Eukaryota; Fungi; Ascomycota; Pichiomycetes; Serinales; Debaryomycetaceae. Gene Ontology annotation, biological process: chromatin remodeling. The record is from RefSeq and is a predicted model, not a curated record. Gene Ontology annotation, cellular component: Ino80 complex.